Messenger RNA from Paralichthys olivaceus (Japanese flounder), 5821 nucleotides. RefSeq lists its product as uncharacterized. The record is from RefSeq and is a predicted model, not a curated record. Lineage: Eukaryota; Metazoa; Chordata; Actinopteri; Pleuronectiformes; Paralichthyidae. Gene Ontology annotation, biological process: regulation of transcription by RNA polymerase II. Gene Ontology annotation, molecular function: RNA polymerase II cis-regulatory region sequence-specific DNA binding; DNA-binding transcription factor activity, RNA polymerase II-specific.
CUUUUCUCUUAUCGCGAGACUUGCACCAUGAUCCCGUCACAGACAACCUGCCUGCUGGACGACGCGUAAACGAAUCUGUGAUUGUGAAGCGUUUUCGUGGAUUAAACGUGAAACCGGUGAAGACGUGUGGCCACCGACUGUCGAGUCAUCACCGACUUCAGCCUGUAUCCGGUGCAGUAUUCAGCUGGAGUACGACCUUAAACCGGCUAGCAGUAGCACUAGCUACGCUUCAUUGGGUCUCUUGUUUACACGUUAGCUUCCGCUAAUGCUAGCUAGCGUACGUCAGAACACUGACCGUGUUGCUUGUUUACAACCUGUUUUCUUUAAGCUAGCUUGAAGAAGACCAUGUUUUUAGCCUUUUAAUAUGCAGACUGGAUUUCUACCUUCCACUACAUUGAAUGUCAUCGCUGUAUACAGCAGUAGCGCUAGCCUGCGAAAUAAAAUAAAUAAAGCUUUAUUGAUAUAGUGCUAAAACGCCACAAAGGUGGGAUAUCAAGUGUUGAGCCAACAGGAGAUUGGAUUUUAAAUAAAGGUUUAUGGCCGAAGCGAUACACAAAGAUGGAUUUUGUACUAAAACAACAGCGUAGACAUGUCGUAGCUUCUCAGAAUGGCAGCAUCUGAUGGCAGCUGUUAAGUGCCAGGGCAGAGGCGCGUUCAGUGGCGGCCACAUUGUUCCCCGGCGGCUGGCUCCGGAGGCCGGGCGCAGAGGUAAACAGCUCGGUGACUCGAUCGUUGGCAUCAAAGCUUUACCGUUGAAACUUCGGGCGAUGGAGUCGGUCAGGAGCGCCUUCCACGCUCAGCUGGCCACCGUCAUGGACUCCCUGCUGGCCGCCGCCGUGUGCGAGAUCGCCAAGAUCUUCGAGGGCAGCCUGUGCGAGCAGCAGGCGGAGCUGGUGCAGAAGACCGAGGAGAUCUCCAUCCUGCGAGGCAAGCUGGAGAAGGUGGAGAGGAGGCAGCGGCCGAAGAGCGGCCCGAGCGAGGAAGGGGAGAUGCCACCGGUGGAGAGAGAGGGCAGCAUGAGGCAGCAGACCCCGACAGCAUCAGGACUUAAUGUGGGGAAGAACAUGUCUUCUCACCCAGACCCAGUAGAAGGGCUCAGUCAGAGCCUCAGUGGACUGAAAGAGGAGGUGACAGGCCAGGAUGGAGCUUCAGUAAAGCAUGAGCAUGCUGGUUCACGGCCUACCCUGGGGUCUAUCGCAGUUCAAACUGUGGAGGGAAGCCUUGCUGCUGGGGACCAGAGGCAGAUAGAUACUUUGUCUAUCACACAAGCCAAGUCCAAAUUGUCUCAUUGGGACCAGGGCAGUCGCAGUGCAGACCACAGACCCCUCCAGGAUCAAGCCUCCACACCUUUUCUUUCAAUCUCCCAGAGUGGACGUUGUUCUCCUAGGCCGGACCCAAGCUUAGCUCAGCCAGGGGAUUGGUUACCAGCGUUGGAGGCCAACCGAGGUAGGAUGUCCGCUCUAGAGAAUCUGCAGGCAGAUGGCACCAGCUGUCCUGGGCCAGCUAGCAGCAGUACUGGCACGGAUGCAUCCUGCUUCCGACCUGGUUUUGGCUCCGAUGAGACCAGUAAUGAAGAUGACAAUAGUUCUUUCCCUUUCCUGGACCAGGAGCCUGAGAACCAGAACUCCAAUCAGAACUCUGUGCACAGUCAGGGUGUCGGGCAGAGGGAGGCUCUACAGGAUCAACCUCAAGCUCCCACUGGCGAAUCACCGUGGAGACUCAGAGAUGGUGGGAGAGGCACUGUUAAUCAUACACGGCGAGUUACAGCAUUGGGCAACAGAGACCCUCUAAGACCACAGUCCAACUCGCAGUCGCUCACAUUACGGCACACAAAUGCCCUCAGCCACCCUCCAGCUCCUGGUGGAGGGAAUGGACGACCUUACACCUGUCCAUACUGUGCCAAGUGUUUUACAUACCCCUCCCACCAGCGCAGACAUCUUUUGCGCCACACAGGGGUCAGACUGCAUCCCUGUCAGUUUUGUGACAAGAGCUUCCUCACUCCCUCCGAGCUGACAGUUCACACUCGCACACAUACAGGGGAGCGGCCUUUUGGCUGCGCUCAGUGUGGUAAACGUUUUGCCCGCAGCGGGAACUUGAGAGCCCACCAACGGGAUGUUCACAUGGGGAAGAGGCCCUUCGCUUGCACGGAGUGUGGGAAGAGAUUUGCCCACAGGGGGAAUUUGAGGGUGCACAAUCACAGAGUCCAUCAAGGAGAUCCCUACUACAUGGAAGACCAGCAGGAGCCUGACAUAGGCCAGAAUCCCAUUUGAAAAGUAAAAAAAAAUGGUUCUGCACUUUAAUUUUGUUGUCAAACCCGAGAGCUUAUUUCAGGGCUGUCCAUUGUGUCCCACCUGAAUGUAUUAAUGAACACCUACAACAGCUUGAAAAUAUUUAAGAAUUUUUGUUUGUUAGUUUUUUUUUAUUUGAUGUGUGGCAACUAUAAAAUUAUCCUCCAUCAGGUUUUGUUAUAAAUGAAGUAUGAGAUCAAAAUGAUUUGAUUUCAAACUUCAUCAUUUUAUCUUUCAUCUUCUGCUGAUUCAAAGUCAGAAUUAAGGGCCAUACUAAGAAGGAAAUGCUUUGUUAUUACUGUAUUACUGACUGGAUAUAAUAAGCAACAAAGUAUUAGCUGUUUUUGUACAAACAAAAAAUCUACAGGUUGAUCCAAUCUUCCAAUGGUUUUCCUCCCUGUCAGCCACUGAACCAAUCGGCUUGCCAUGUCAUUCCUCAAGAUGAGAGUAGUACAAUGUUUUUCAUGAAGCCAGUAAAAAAGGCUAGUUGAUAUUAGAUUUAGAAAUGUGGCAUGCAACAUUGUUCUUAUCUACUGCCCAUCUCCUCAAACAUAUUUACACUGUACUUCAAAUGCAAAUGUUAUUGCAAAAAAUGCAUAACUAUAUUGUUAAAGGACUGUGCUUUUAGUUUCAUCCUGUCUUUGCAAAGUUAAAUUAAAUAAUUUACUCAUGUAAAAAUAAUAAUCUAAUAUUGUUGCACUGCUGAUUGUCAGACACUAGGAGGCAGUGUGGACAUGCAAAAGAGUUGUAGACAUUGUUUUGGAUAUCAUUGCAGUAAGCUAGAAGCCUUUCUCAGCAUGUUUAACGGUCUGCCCUUUAUUUUCAGAAUUUUCAGUCAGUGUUUGCACUUGUGUCAUCAUAUCCUCGCUCAAUUGGAUGUGUGUGCUUAAAAGGCUGAAUCAAUGUGUGAGUACAUGAGUCCUUGGGCUCAUGUGUUUGCCUGUAAAAAGCCAAAUUUCUCUCCUGCAGUUUGUGUAAAAGCACCUGCAGCUUCAAGAAUCUUCUUUAAUAUCACCAUGAUGUUUUUACAUUAGUCCUUCAUCCAUAAAGGAGAGGUUGACAGUUUCUUAAGCCUGCCUUAAGACAAUGCUCAUGUGUACUCGUGUACAUCAAGACAUCUGUCCCAUUAAUUGUUCCUCCUUAAAAUAUCCCCUCCUGAUGUGAGUUCAUCGUAAGUGAUGGGGGUUAAAAUCCACUUAACUUGUUUUGUGUAAAAAUAAAAGUACAGCAGAAGCUCAUAUGUGUUUUUUGCAGUCUGAGGAAUAGGCGGCUAAAGUGGGCAUCUAAUGUUUAGAAUGAAUUUCACUUGUAAUGUUAUUAUCCUCUACUGCAGCGUUCUACACUGGAUACACAAAGAUGGAUUUUGUACUAAAACAACAAAUGUCAACAAUAUAUCACACGUCUAAAAAGAAGAGGUCAGCCAACUUAAAACCUUCCGUUUAAUUUGUGGUGGUUAUGUUUCCAGCACAAGACUCUAAUCAAUAUAAAGACUGAUUCACAAAAACUGCUGAAGUCUCAGUUGUACUUUUCUUUUUUUUACAGACAGCAACAAUACUGGAUUUCGUCCCCCAUCACUUUUCUGUGUAACAACACACCUUCAUACAAAAAGGCCUUGAGCAUGUGGGAUGCGUUGAUACUGCUGAGACGUCUGUCCCUGUCUCUCACUCUCUCUUUUCACACACAGUCUCAACUGCUGAGCGAGGCCGGGACAAGCUGUGUGUGUAUGUAUCUUUAUGAAUUCCCCAGGCUGCUGAUGCCUUGUUUUGCUCAUAGAAAGAAAACAUUCAGUGACCGCCACUAAUGACCUCCCCUCCCCCAGAGGUCACCUAUGUCUGCCUCACAACAAAUAUUACUUGGAAUGGUUUUAAGUCUUACUUACAGUAUAAUAUUUAGGGAUUUAUUAGUCAAAUAGGGGCAAAGUGUGUGUUUGUUUAACUGGACUACUGUUAAUGUCAGAGGAUUGACUCCCCACUGAGUAAAGCUGUCAGCUCUUGGCUUUUUAGGUGAACAUACUGUGUAAGUGCUGUACUUAUGAGCAGAUGAAAGUGUCAGGUCACACGAAAUCCAAAUCUAUAUGCAGAUUUGGGUCUCAAAAUAGGUACAUGUGUGUACCUACCCAGCAAAGCCUGUGUGACCCUCGUUCAUAAGUGAGGAUCACUAAGGCUUUGCUUUGGUUUCUGUACCCCCUAAUCCUAACCCUAACCCCCUAAUCCUGACUCUUAACCCUACUUUCAAGUCUCUAUGACCUUCACAAAAAAUGUUAUUCAAGAAAGCCUCAGUACCGCCCACUGCUUUUUACCGUUUACCCACUUCUGAAGGCCAUAUAGACUUGGGGAUGGUACCAAUCGAUCGGGCGUACCCGAUGUAGUAUAGACGGAGCCUACUUGCAAGUCUCUACGACCUUCAUAAAAAAAGUUAUUUGAGAAGGGCCCACCUCAGUGUGCUUAUCAUCCUGUAUCCUAACCCCAAACCUAACCCCAACCCCAACCCAAAAAAGGGCUCAAACACUUCCCAAGGUUCUAGAGAUUCGGGGAUGGUACCAAUCGAUGGGGAAUUCUCCAAUUAGUAUAGGCGUAGCCUACUUUCAAGUCUCUACGACCUUUAGAACAAAAGUUAGGGUUAACCUAACACUAACUGGUCAGGUUUAGGCUUUGGAACAUCUGGUUAGGGUUAGGAUUUCAAAAAGUCACUCACUCAAGUGGUACCAGGCGACUCUAAAUGCUCUGAAAUGUGCUCCUACACACUUUCUACACAGUUCAUUUUGGACUCCACACAGUGACAGUGAGAGAAGAGUUCUGGUGUCUGGGAUUUGACCUCAUGUUAUGACUCUGAGUCAUAUUGUAUGUAUGUAUGUGUGUGUUUAUGUUGUUGUUCUCCCUCCCUGCCUGGGGCUGUUCCCCUGCUCUGUGUAUUUCCUGUGUCUCAGUUUGCUGCUGGAGCUAACUUUAAAAAAGUCACCUGCCGAUGCCUUUUUCCUUGCUCCCAACAUGACCGUGCCUUUGUUUUUAAAACCCGUCUGAUCUUAAUUGUUGUUUCAUCACUAUUUUGUUAAGAGUGUGUUCUGUUCGUUACAUUUGAAUGAUAUUCUGAGCAGUCCUGAUAAUUGUGUAGUUAGGCAGGUAGGAUCCCUGUAUUUUCUUUUCAUGUCUUUUGGAUGUUGGGAAGUUAGUUAAGUAUUAUAGAUUAAAAAUUAUUGAAGUUGGGCUAGUUUUUUCAAGGGAUUUUGUCAUUUGACCCAGGUCUAAUGGCUUCGUCAUCAACUCCUCUAUUACUUUGAUUAAGUAUACAUUUGUUUUCACAGUCGACGUGUAAUAACAACUAACAGUGUCAGGUAACCAUGUUCCCAGCAGUGUUUAUCACCGUUAUCAAUCUGUUGUCUCGCAGGGAUCAGGCUAUAAUGUGCUCCUUACCUUUUUAUGUUACCGUGUUUCAGUGUAUUUAUCUUUCUCUUGCCCCUGAGGCUGUGGCUUUAAUUUGCCACAAAAAUAAAUAAAACCAUUCUCAGCCUCCUACAACCCCCUUGCCCUAUAGGC